Photinus pyralis (common eastern firefly) is the source of this 1673-nucleotide messenger RNA. RefSeq lists its product as uncharacterized. The transcript is spliced from 2 exons. The record is from RefSeq and is a predicted model, not a curated record. Lineage: Eukaryota; Metazoa; Arthropoda; Insecta; Coleoptera; Lampyridae. The coding region runs from base 203 to 1645 and encodes 480 amino acids.
UUAUAGGGAAUUUAAGAUAAUUAAAGCGACCUCUACUGUCAUUAGCUCAAACGUACCUAAGAUAUGUAAACAAACAAAUGGUUAUAGACCGUUUGUAUGGUAGGGUGAUUUAAUUUCGUUUAUUUUGCUUUGUUAUCGUGUUUAAUCUGCUUGUGUUAAAAUUUUGAGAAAUUUAAGUAAUUAAUUAACAAGUGUAGUGGGUAUGGCGAAUACAUUUUGCUGUGUACCCGGGUGUAACUCUUUGAAGCGGCGAACCCCUGAUAUAAGUUUCCACAAAUUUCCUAACGUCAACGACACAGUACGAAUUCAGACAAAAUUGGGCGUUUGGGAAAUCGUAAAUCGCAGAUAUAUUUGGAAAACUAAACUUCGAAUAGGAAAAAACAUUAGUGAAUUCAUGAAAGUUUGUUCAUUACAUUUUACUGAAAAUGAUUUCUUUACAAUUCGUCAAAGGAGGAAUUUGAAAAAAAAUGUUAUUCCUACGAUGUGUUUACCUAACCCUGUUCAUGGUUCAGUACAGGAAUUAGCACCAUCGAAUCGUGGAGUAAGAUUAUCAAUACGAAACCAAAUGAAAGAAUUAAGGGAUAUACCGGCAACCGAUCCUGUAACUGAAGACAAUUGUCAUGAAAAUAUCGACACAGUGCCCACCACUGAGGAACUACAAGCGGCUGAUGCAUUAUUAACAUUAAUACAAACUGAAAGUCAAAACAGUGAACCAAAAACUUUCAGAGACUUUCAAAUUCAAGUCAAUACACCAUCAAAGUUGACAUUGUCCCACUUUAUUCAAACUGAAAAAGCUUUAACAAGUUUAACCGGACUGAAUAGUUUUAUUUUGUUGGAUGAAAUUUGUGCGUCUAUUGCAAUCAUAUAUAAAGAUGUUCGAAUACAUAAACUAUGUGUCAAGGAUCGAGUGUCAUUAACAUUUACUAAACUAAAAUGUGAUUUGAGUUAUACUAUCCUAGGAGUUUUAUAUGGAAUAAGUAGUGUCCUGUGCAGAAUUUAUUUUAUAGAAAUGAUAAAGUUACUUUCCACCAUUUUAAAAUCAGUGAUCGUAUUUCCGUCAAAAAUAGAAAAUUCACAAAACAUGCCAAUCUGUUUUGAAAAGUUCCAAGACACUCAAAUCGUCUUAGACUGUACUGAGAUAUUUAUUCAGACGCCAAAAUGUUUAUGUUGCCGAAUACGGUUCUAUUCACACUAUAAAGGUGCACUUACAGUAAAAUUUAUGACAGGAGUUUCUCCAGCAGGUUUAGUAACUUUUGUUAGUAAAGCAUAUGGAGGGAGAGCAUCGGAUAAAAUUAUUUUUCAAGGAAGUGAAUUAAUCAAAAAAUUAGAAAAAGGUUCUGCAGUUAUGGUUGACAAGGGAUUUUUAAUUGAAGACAUUUGCAAAAUGUAUGAGAUUAAGCUGUAUCGUCCACCAUUUCUUCGAGGUAAAGCACAAUUUGACGAAGGAGAAGCAAUGUUCACUAAAGAAAUAGCAUCUGCCAGAGUGCACAUUGAACGCACUAAUCAACGCCUCAAAAUUUUUAAAAUUCUAGGAGGGAAACUUCAGUGGAAUCUUGUACACUACAUUGAUGACAUUAUAAUAAUUAUUUGUGCAAUUACUAAUUUGUCAGCACCAAUUUUAGCAGAGGAUAAAUUUUUAAAAUAAUAUUUUUAUAACAAUUUAUGUAUUACAC